AUGAAUGAUAAUCAUUACAAUCACAAGGGUAGCAGAAAUGGUAAUGGUAUUAAUAACCAACUUCACGUCUCCAAUAAUAACACUUCGCCUUCCGCCACCGAAUUAGAGGAAGACCCGCCACUUGUAAAGAAUCAACCUCGUAAUUUAGAGGACUAUUUCUUCCCUACGCAUAGAUUUCAGAAAACGCUGCAAGAUCCCAAAAAAGAACCCCUUGUGAUUGUGGCGUGUGGCUCUUUUUCCCCAAUAACAUACCUUCAUCUUCGAAUUUUUGAAAUGGCUAAAGAUUAUAUAAUUGAAGAUAGCAAAUUCGAGAUUAUGGGCGGUUACUUCUCCCCCGUAUCAGAUCAUUAUAAGAAAGAAGGUCUCGCACCAGCUUAUCAUCGCGUACGGAUGUGUGAGAUGGCUGUUGAAAGAACGUCCACCUGGUUGAUGAUUGAUGCGUGGGAGAGUCUACAGAAAGAGUACACCCCUACCGCCGUAGUGUUGGAUCAUUUUCACGAGAUGAUCAAUAUUCAAGGUGGUGGCGUAAAGACGUCUGAUGGGAAAACAAGAAAUGUCAAGAUUAUGUUACUCGCUGGUGGUGAUUUAAUUGAAUCAUUCAGAAUUCCUAAUCUCUGGUCGAAUGAAGAUCUUCAUCACAUAUUAGGUGAUUUUGGAUGCUUGAUCGUGGAAAGAACAGGCGCGGAUGUAUGGGGAUUUUUAUUGUCACAUGAUAUAUUGUAUGAACAUAGGAAAAAUGUAUACGUGAUUAAGCAGUUAAUUUAUAAUGAUAUCAGCUCGACUAAAGUGCGUCUUUUUGUGAAAAGAGGCAUGUCGAUAAAAUAUCUCUUACCCAAUUCCGUGAUAAAAUACAUACAGCAACAUCAACUUUAUCUGGGGAAUACAGAAACAAUAGAGUCAGUAAUUGACUCAGAUAAUGAAGUAGUAGCGCAAAUAUCAAAGAAGAUCGAGGUUCUCAACUUAUAA
Molecule: messenger RNA, 966 nt
Organism: Ambispora leptoticha
Lineage: Eukaryota; Fungi; Glomeromycota; Glomeromycetes; Archaeosporales; Ambisporaceae
Source: the annotation of a GenBank genome assembly